Aspergillus aculeatus ATCC 16872 is the source of this 939-nucleotide messenger RNA. RefSeq lists its product as uncharacterized. The record is from RefSeq and is a predicted model, not a curated record. Lineage: Eukaryota; Fungi; Ascomycota; Eurotiomycetes; Eurotiales; Aspergillaceae. The transcript is spliced from 4 exons. Bases 1 to 939 code for a protein of 312 amino acids.
AUGCCGAAUCGCAUCGCAGUGUAUGGCCAUCGGGGCUGGGUGGGAUCUGCAAUUGUUCAGAGUCUGAGCGAAUCGCCCGCUGUCGUCAAGGUUCUUUAUCGCCCAGAGUCCAAUGCCCGAGGUUUGCCUCCAAAUGUGAUUGCAGUUCAGGUUGAUAUCACCGAUGAGGAGGCUCUGGUGUCUGCUCUCCAGGAUGUCGAUAUUCUCAUCUCUUUGGUCGGCCAUUCUGCAAUUGAAUGCCAGUACGAUCUGAUCAGAGCUCUCCCGAAGACCAAAGUUCAAUUGUUUGUUCCUUCCGAUCUCGCUGUCAAAUACCGCGGGCAGGGACUAGGGAUUGAGCUCAUCAGUGCCAAGAUCAAAGUAGAGGAGGCAGCGGAGAGGCUGGGUGUGCCGACAACAGUCGUGCUGACCGGCAACUUCGCAGAAUUUGCGCUUGAUACACCAGCCAAGGGGGUGGACCAUAGGCAUAAUCGCAUCAUUUUCACAGGAAACAGUGCAUCGCAGCCACUGAAUCUCUGUACCCGUGAAUAUGUUGCAGCAGCCUUUGCGUCGAUUUUUAGCACCACGCCAAUUCGCGAGCUUCAGAAUCGCACACUUAGUCUAUCAGAACUGACACCCACUGGGGACGAGGUCGCACAAGCGCUCGCUAACCGGUUCGGAGCGACUCCGGCGAAGCACACGGUUUCGCUUGAAGAGGUCACUCGCCGGGUAGACGCCAUGAUCGAGGCCAACAACCCACUAGCGCUUUGCUGGUACACGCGUAAGAACUGGGGAAAUGGCGAUCAGCUGAAGUUUCUCGGGUCGGAUAUGUGGGAGGUGGAGGGUUAUGAGAAGAAAUCCAUUGAGGACCUGCUGGUGGCAGGAAAGCUCGGAAAGUAUCGGGCUCUGCCGGAAGAGGCCAUCAAGAUUCUUGAGGCGGAAUUCGUUGACUGUAAAUAG